AUGGCCGUGCUGCUCCUCCCUGUGCAGCUGCUGGCGGUGGCUGUCACCAUCUACCUGCAGCUGGUGAGCUCUGCGCGAGGCGGCGUCUACUAUGGGAUCAAGCAGCUGCCACCCCAGGUGCCCCAGUACCAACCCCUCGGACAACAAGUACCUCACAUGCCGCUGGGCAAGGACGGCAUACCCAUGCAGCACAUGGGCAAGGAGGUGCCACACAUGCAGUACGGGAAGGAGUACCCCCACCUGCCUCAGUACAUGAAGGAGGUCCCGCAGAUGCCCCUGCUCGGCAAGGACAUGGCCCCCAAGAAGGAGAAAGAAAUGCCCGUGCGCAGUCUCAGGGGCGAGCAAGGUCCCCCUGGUGAGCCUGGACCAAGAGGGCCACCGGGACCACCAGGAUUACCGGGUCAUGGCGUGCCAGGAGCCAAAGGAAAACCGGGCCCGCAAGGAUAUCCAGGAAUUGGGAAGCCGGGCUUGCCGGGGAUGCCCGGGAAACCAGGAGUCAUGGGGCCCCCAGGGCCGAGAGGGGAGAUGGGGCCGAAGGGGGAGAUCGGGCCCAUGGGGAUACCUGGGCCACAAGGACCGCCGGGCCCCCACGGGCUUCCCGGCAUAGGAAAA
Molecule: messenger RNA, 612 nt
Organism: Eurypyga helias (sunbittern)
Lineage: Eukaryota; Metazoa; Chordata; Aves; Eurypygiformes; Eurypygidae
Product: collagen alpha-1(VIII) chain-like
Exons: 2
Source: RefSeq, a predicted model, not a curated record